Messenger RNA from Manihot esculenta (cassava), 1391 nucleotides. Its product is annotated as COP9 signalosome complex subunit 7. The transcript has 9 exons. The record is from RefSeq and is a predicted model, not a curated record. Lineage: Eukaryota; Viridiplantae; Streptophyta; Magnoliopsida; Malpighiales; Euphorbiaceae. Gene Ontology annotation, cellular component: COP9 signalosome. Bases 245 to 988 code for a protein of 247 amino acids.
UCAUAAAAUGGCUACAAAGAGAGCGAACCGGGCGUCGAUCGGACAACCUCCUGCUUCUUCUGCCGUCAAAUUGCAAAACCACACAUUCAGAGAAAUACUUAAGCCCUAAAACUUUACCAUCUCAGAAUUGGCACCAUCCCUUCCCAUCUUACUACUUCAAAGUUUCUCAAUGUCCUGAGUCCUUAAUUCCCACAAAACCAUUUCAAUUUGUCUAGGGCUUGUGUUGGGUGUGUCUUUUCUGAAGAUGGACAUCGAACAAAAACAGGCAGAACUAAUUGAUCACUUCGUCAAGAAAGCAUCGUCUCUCAAAGGCACGGUCCUUGGCCCAGUUAUUAUUGAGGCCACUUCUCACCCCUCCCUCUUCGCCUUCUCUGAGAUUCUCGCCGUACCCAGCGUCGCUGAGCUAGAAGGAACUGAAAAUUCGCGGUACCUUGAUGUGCUUCGGCUGUUUGCACACGGGACAUGGACUGACUAUAAGAAUAAUGUUGAGCGUCUUCCUGAGCUGAUUUCUGAUCAAGUCCUCAAGCUUAAACAACUUACUGUGCUUACACUCGCUGAAACAAAUAAGGUUCUACCCUAUGAUCAACUAAUGCAAGAGCUAGAUGUUACCAAUGUUCGUGAACUUGAGGAUUUUCUGAUCAAUGAGUGCAUGUAUGCGGGAAUAGUGAGAGGGAAGUUGGAUCAGUUGAGAAGGUGCUUUGAGGUUCAAUUUGCAGCUGGGAGGGAUUUGAGACCUGGACAACUUGGGAAUAUGUUGCAAACACUAUCAAACUGGUUGGCUACGUCAGAGAAUCUACUUGUAUCAAUUCAAGAGAAGAUAAAAUGGGCUGAUACUAUGAGUGAAUCGGACAAGAAGCACCGGAAAGACGUGGAAGAUAGGGUUGAAGAAGUAAAGAAGUCCCUCUCCCUCAAGAAGUUACACACUGUAAGCAGGCCGACAUUGACUUCAGAGGGCACGAGGAGAUCUACUCUGAACCUGGUGGAGUGAUGGACUAUGAGGAGGACCGAAGCCGACCCAAAAGGAGGCGGCAUCCAAUAUCUUGAAGGUAUAGAUAGAUAGAAAAACUCAUUGGAUACAUGCCAGAUUUUCACUUAUAGCAUUCCAGCAACAGAUGAUUUCUGCUUUUUGGGACAAUGAUGCUUCUUCUGACCACGAAGUUUUCGUUGUCAAAAUGGAUUGAUAUUUGAAAACUGUUACCUUGUUCUUGAACUUAAUGUUAUUCGUGUCGAGGUAGAAAGAACGGAACCAGAUUUGGUGGUGCGGCUGAAAAUUUUACGGGUCACAAGCUGAAUUUUUAUGUUUCCUAUUAUCCUUCUUUUUGAUGCUUGCGCUUCAAUUUGCAUGUGAUGAAUUAUAGCUGCUUCAAAAAAUGAAAAUGUUUUCCCGAGAA